CCAUUCCCAAGCCAACGCCACACAAACAGAGAGAGAGAGAGAGGCGUUGCCUUUGUACACGAAAGUAUUUUCUUUCCUUUCCUUCUUUUUCCGUCUUAUUCUGGGGAUCGUGGAAUGCAGAGGGUCUGAUUGAAGGCACUGCAGGGGGUGGGGUUGGUGCUGUUCUUCUUCCAAAUUCGAAGAAAAGAGUAAAACUCCCCUCCUGCGCUUUGUGUCCUCAGCUCCUCAUUGUAUGUCGUCUGCUUCAAGAGAUCAACAUUUUUCUCUGUUACUUUAGUUCUCAUUUGAUUCUACCGCUUCGUUGUUGCCUGCGCUCCCUGUGACAUAUGUGUGCCCAUCUAGAGAUUCUAGAGAUACCACCAUCGAAGUCUUGAUAGAAAUUUUCUGAGUCCUGUAUAAGUUGGUCGUUGAUUGAUCAUCUUUUCCAUCUGUUCUAUAUAUCUCUCUUUGUUGAUCUCCCCUACUGUAGGAUCUUCUGAAUCGAAUGAUAUGCUUCCUAGAGCUUCUGUAAGAGACCCAUAUAUACCAACCUUUCAAUUAAUUUUCACCACUUUCUUCUGCACGUGAUCAUUAUACCGUGUUGGAGGGGAGAGGACAAAAUGAACGUCACGGAGACGAGAACAUCGCCGGCCUUCGAGCGGGCGGAGAAGAGCCGGCACGGGUGCAGCAUCUUCAGCAAAGUCUUCGGAAAGCGCCGGUUCUGGAGGAAGCGUGACUCGCUGGCCGGCAGCAGCAUCGGGGCAAGAGGCAGAGGAAGCGGAAAUGGCGGCAGCAGACGUAGAAAAAUGGGUUCGGAUGAAGCCUCCUUCCUUACACAAGGUGGUGGUGCCAUGUCUCCCAGCUCUCAAUCCAAUGCAAUAGUCCAGGUGAAGCGUGCGGCCAAUGAACAGGCCUGCCAUGGAUGCAGCACGUUGGUGAGAGCGUCCAGCAAAGUCAUGGUUCUCGGCCACCUUGGCAACAUUAGGCAAGCAACCACGCCCACCUACAGUGCCCCGGACAAGCACCGUUACGUUGCAACCAGCACCAACAAAGAUCAGAGAGCACAGACUCCGCCUAAGGCCAACCCCGUCGCCUAUGCCGCCGCUGCUGCAGCAGCAGAAGCCGUCUCCUCCGAUCUACAGAAGAAAUAUGGUUAUGGCAAUAUCGUAGCGACCAGAAACACGAACAAAAACAAUAACAGUAGCAACGAUCAUGAGGAUCCCAAGACUACUGCAGAUGGUACUGGUAAAGGUGGCGCAAUGCUGAGCAAGGCCUUGUCCAAGAGGCUUAACCCUGAGGAACUGAAGGAAGCAGGGAAUGAGGAGUACAAGAAUGGCAGGUUUGCUCAAGCGUUGGCCUAUUAUGAUCAGGCCAUCUUUCUCGAUCCGAAUCGCGCUUCCUACCACAGCAACAAGAGUGCUGCGCUUACUGGGUUGGGCCGAUUGCUUGAUGCGGUUUCGGAAUGCAAGGAAGCCAUUAGGCUCGAGCCUACAUAUGCCAGAGCCCACCUUCGCUUAGCCACCCUUUAUUUCAGGCUUGGCAUAAUGGAUAAGUCGCUAAGCCACCACGCACAAGCAGGUGCCGAAUCAAAAGAAGCAGAGAAACAUCAAGCACAAGCGGUGCAGGCACGCCUAGCAAGGUGCACCGACGCGAGGAAGCUGAGAGACUACCACACCUUGCUGACCGAAGCUGCGUCGGCCAUUUCUGCUGGUGCUGAUGCUGCUCCAUACUUGUUUGCAUCAGAAGCAGAGGCACUAAUGAGGCUGCAAAGGCAUGAGGAGGCAGACAAUGUGCUGAGCAGUGGCCCUCAGUUUGAGGUCGAGGCGACCACGAAGCUAUUUGGGGCCGCAAGCAAUGCCUACUUCCUUCUGGUCAGGGCACAGGUAGACAUGGCCUCCGGCAGGUUCGAGACUGCGGUUUCAGUAGCACAGCACGCUGCUAACCUGGACCCAAGCAACAAGGAAGUGGGCUCAGUACUAGAGAGGGCUCGAGCCGUGGCUGCGGCUCGGUCAGAUGGGAACGAGCUGUUCAAGGCGUCGAAGUUCGGCGAGGCUUGUGCCGCUUACAGCGAAGGGCUGGAGCAUGAGCCCAUGAACGCCACCCUCUUGUGCAACAGAGCCGCCUGCAAGUACAAGCUGGGGCAAUGGGAAAAGGCCAUUGAGGACUGCAAUGCCUCUCUCAAACUACGCCCUAACUAUUGCAAAGCACGCCUUAGAAGGGCAGACUGCAGUGCCAAGUUGGGACGUUGGGAGGUUGCAAUUCAAGACUACGAAGCCUUGCUGCAGCGGAUGCCGGACGACGCCGAGAUGCUGCAAAAGUUGGCCAACGCCCGGCUGCAGCUCAAGAGGCAAUUAGAAGGGAAGGACCUUAGAGAUGACAGCGCGCAGGACAUGGAUCUCCCUUCUAUUACAAGCAUGGACCUAUUCAAGCAGUUUGUGAGAUCCCCUGAUAUGUGUGUGGUACUCUUUUGCACAAAAUCAAGUGAGCCAUGCAACCAGAUCAUGCCGUUUGCCGUACAGCUCUCUAAGAAAUAUCCAUCAAUUCAUUUUCUCAAGGUGGACAUAGAGGAAAGCCCUUCGCUAGCUAUGACUGAAUGUGUCGGCUCACUACCAGUGUUCAAGAUAUAUAAGCAUGGAAACAAAGUCAAGGACAUCAUUGGAAACAACCAAACUCUCCUAGAGAGCACUGUGAAAUAUUUUAGCACCAGAUGAAGGAAGCACAGGCCUCAUCAACAAACAUUUGAUUUGACAUGUGGAUUACGGGCAUAGUAAGAGAAGAAAACAGUUUAAAACAACUUGCCACAUAACAAGGACGGAACACAUAGUUUUGACUGAUAGGCCUGCCAAGCAUGAAAAUUUCUUCUUUUUGUCUUAUGGGGUCCAUGGAUGUCACAUAUGGAUCAUGUACGAUGACACCAAAGCAUGCAACUGGGGCCAGUUACAAAUAGCAUCAGAUGUAUGUAUAAAAAGCAUUUUGUGUAUUGGUUGUGUUUCUGAUCAACUUGUAGCCCUUUGAAAUUUGAAGUUAUAUACACAUGUACAUAGAUACAAUGACAGUUGUCCAGUUUGCAAUUUUUU
Molecule: messenger RNA, 3056 nt
Organism: Nymphaea colorata (pocket water lily)
Lineage: Eukaryota; Viridiplantae; Streptophyta; Magnoliopsida; Nymphaeales; Nymphaeaceae
Product: inactive TPR repeat-containing thioredoxin TTL3-like
Exons: 7
Coding region: 600-2690 (696 amino acids)
Cellular component (GO): cytoplasm
Molecular function (GO): protein binding
Source: RefSeq, a predicted model, not a curated record